AUGAUCAUCAUAUCUUCCUUCCAUGGAAAUUAAGAAAAGAAAAGGAAAUUUUUUUUUACUAUGUCGGAAAUCUGAAUAUAUGUUAUUGGGAGAGACUGUGCUGUCAAGUUUCACAUUCUUUUAUUUUUCCUUUUCAUUGUCACAGUGAUUCCAACACUUUUUAGUUAUCAAUUCUCAUUUCUGGUUAUCUCUUAUUCGACUUCAUGAUGUCCGCACGGUUUUGUCGCCGUCGUUUUUGCGGACUGUGAGCGAACAGAUACUUCUGCUCCUCUUUCCCCCGGGGCAUAUGCUGAAGAAAGAUCCAAGGCCCAUUUGUCUCUGUCUCUGAGUGGUAUUUGGGCGACCCAUUUCGUUUGAAUGCAAAUUUUUAGCAUCUUGUGGUAGAUUCUUGUGUUUCGCGGUAUGUAUUGAUGUGCUAUGAAGUUUCUUUGCUGGGUAUUCUGCUUUGUGAUUAUUCAUUGGAAGCUAGUCUAAGAAGUCCAUUUUAGAUCAGGAGGGUAGCUGUAAGUACAAAGAUUAAAGCACAUUGCUCGGGAUUGAGGGAGAAUUAAGUGAUUUGAACUGGGGUCUCAUAGUAAAUUGGAAUGCUGUGUUUCUUUGAACCCUUUAAGAUGCUUCGAUAAUUAAACUGAAGUAGUUUUUGAUUUUGCUGAUUUGCUGGGUUGUUGGUGAUUGGAUAGGAUAAUUCUUACAAGAUUGCUAGAAUGCUUAUCUGCAGUAAUUCUGAUAAUAUACAACACUCGUUGAGAGUUGAGUCAACAACUUGGCAGGAUUGAGUUAAACUUUUUUCCAUGGCAUCUAUUAGAAGGACCUUGUCUCCAGUGCCUAGAGCUGGAAAUUCAAUGAAUGGGGAAGUUUGUCAAGUCCCUUCUUCCUUGUCCAAGUCAUCAUCUAGUAGUCAGAACUAUCCCCCAUCUGGUGGAUUGUUAUGUUCUCUUCUCGGCUUAUCAGAUUCCCAAGCUCUUGUUCUUGGCGUUUUCUCGCUGAGAUCUUCUAAACCCCUUGAGAGGUCAAAAUCGAAAGGGCAAGUUUGGAGGAGGUCCCUUUUACAUUUCUUCAUAUGUUUUGUGGUUGGAUCGUUCAUCGGACUAACACCGUUGAUGAAGUUAUCCAUGAAUUAUAUGUCCAAGUGCCAAGCAUUCUCCUUUGACAUGGUACCAGGUGUUGGAAAAUUUCAAAAUUAUGAUAGUGCGAUAAGUAGCAGGACUACUCUGAUGGGCAGUCAAGCUGUUGAGAAAAAUGUCACAUUGCGGCCUCUAGUGAAUGAACAAGAGUUAGAAGUGGAAAUUUCUGGUGGUGUUGAGAAUAAUGUCACAUUGCAGGUUCGCGUGAAUGAACAGGAACAAAAUGCAGGGAUUUCAGAUGAUGCCAUUUCUAACCAAUCACUCCCUCAAGAUUCAACUUUGGCGCUUCAGAAGCUUUUGAUAAUUGUGACCCCUACGUAUCCUCGUCUAUUUCAAGCCUAUUAUCUGAACCGUUUAGCUCAAACUCUGAAACUUGUCCAACCUCCACUAUUGUGGAUAGUUGUGGAAAUGACCUCUCAGUCCAUGGAAACUGCUGACCUCCUAAGGAGAACUGGGGUUAUGUAUAGGCAUCUUGUUUGCAAUAAAAAUCUAAGCGAUAUUAGAGAUAGAAGUGUUCACCAGAGAAACGAGGCGCUGUCUCAUAUUGAAACUCACCAUCUCGAUGGAAUUGUUUACUUUGCAGAUGAUACUAACAUUUACUUGGCUGAUCUUUUUGAGCAAUUGAGACAAAUCAGGCAGUUUGGGACUUGGCCAGUGGCCAAACUAUCUGGGAGCAUGAACAAAGCAUUCUUAGGGGGACCUAUUUGUAAUGGAACUCAAAUAAUUGGAUGGCACAUAAAUGAGUCAAAUAGAAGAUUUCGGAGAUUCCAUACUGAAAUGACGGGGUUUGCUUUCAAUAGUACCAUACUUUGGGAUCAAAAGCGAUGGCACCGACCCACACUUGAACCUGUUAGACAGCUUGAUACAGUAAGAAAUGGCUUACAGGUAAGCACAUUUAUUGAGCAACUUGUGGAGGAUGAAAGCAAAAUGGAAGGCUUACCAGAAGGCUGCUCAAGAAUCAUGGUUUGGCAACUUCAUCUUGAAACAUCUAAUUUCUUCUAUCCGCCCAAAUGGUUAAUGAAGGACAAUCUAGAUGCCAUUGUGCCACUCAUGUUAAAUUCUUGAAACAAGAAGACUAAAGUGGUGAGGAAACCUCUGGUCAAGAAUUAUGAAAUAUCAUUAUGCUAGCGGUGACAAACUCUUUGUCCACAAUACCGUUAUCAUGGAAUGUCUAUCCAUGUUGCCAGUUGAUAUACGUGCCUCGUUUUUCUGACAGCCGAGGAAUUGAAAAUUGCGGACAAGGUGUAAGCCUGGUUUUUGUACAGUUAUGGUUCUCUACUUCAUCCACUGCUGCCCUUCUCGAUGUCGUGAAAUUUCAAGCAAUUAGUUGAUUUGGCAUCAGUCAGCCAAGUUUCAGGCCAGAUAUUGUGUCAUUGUCCUAUUAGUCUGUGUUCAGUUCCAUGAUAUUGCUAUUUUUCUGUGGAGGAGACUGGAGAGAAAGCAGUUUUGAAUGUUCUGUUGCUGCUUGUGGGCUAGUGAAAAGUCUGAAAUGAAUAUAUAUAAAACUUGACCUCUUCUUCUUCGUGCACUCUGAAA
Messenger RNA from Tripterygium wilfordii, 2660 nucleotides. RefSeq names its product probable beta-1,4-xylosyltransferase IRX9H. The record is from RefSeq and is a predicted model, not a curated record. Lineage: Eukaryota; Viridiplantae; Streptophyta; Magnoliopsida; Celastrales; Celastraceae. Gene Ontology annotation, molecular function: galactosylgalactosylxylosylprotein 3-beta-glucuronosyltransferase activity; xylosyltransferase activity. The transcript has 4 exons. Gene Ontology annotation, cellular component: Golgi membrane. The coding region runs from base 792 to 2189 and encodes 465 amino acids. Gene Ontology annotation, biological process: plant-type secondary cell wall biogenesis; glucuronoxylan biosynthetic process.